UUAAACACAAAAACAACAAAAUUUAAUAUCGAAUUUCGAACUUUGGCGCGACUUUCGCAGUGAAAAAAAAAGAAAAGAAAAACAAGUAAUAUUUGUAAAGUGUAUGGCAAAUUAAAAGCAACUGCAACUGCAACAAGUGCAAUAUUGUGCAUAGUUUUUUAUAGCAAAGUGUUGCCAAGUGUAACACACACGACAUACAUAUAUAUACACACACAACUAACUUGGCAAGUGGACAUGUCUGCGUCUACUAAACUGGAGCAGCACUCCAAGCCCAUACUGAGUCCAACUCGAUCCCUUGAUGAAGGUUUUGAAAGUGAUCCGGAUCGGGUUUCAACCGAUUCAGAGCAUCAAAUAAAUAACAGCAACAACAGCAACAGCAAUAACAAUGCCAGCAAGCUGGCGCAGCUUAGUUCAGCGGCAACGGGCGGUGCCAGCAGCAACAACAGCAACAACAACAACAGUAGCAACAACAAUAGCAACCUGACAGAGAAACGCGGCGCACUUAGCUUGGCCGCGCCGCAAUUGCAGCGCCGCGAUUACUACAAGGAUCAAUUGCAGCAGCAGCAACACCAACAACAGCAACAACAACAGCAACAGCAACAGCAGCAGCAGUUGCAGGUUAAACAGCAACAGCAGCAACAGCGCCUUCAAUAUCAAAAGCAACGUCAGCCAAUGGUUGCCAGCGCCGCCGCUAGCAUUCACAAUCAUCGCUUGACCAGCGGCCUGAGCGUCGGCGCCGGCGGCGCAGCCGCUGCUGCAGCUGGAUAUCGGCGGGGGCGCCGCAUGCAUGUGACACCGCCUGCGCGUCAUGCCAUGCGCUCGCAUUCGGUGGACGCGAUUGGAAGGCAACGACAUGGCUACGAUCCGAGCAGCCUCAUCCUGAAGCACGACGGCAACGGCAACGUGAGCAGCUGCACUAGCAGCAGCGUGGGCGUGGGCGGUGGCGGCAGCGCCAACAGUCGCAUGCUCAACUACAAGAGCAGUGCAUCGAGCGCAGGCUCAGCGGCAGCAGCUGCCGCAGCAGCCGCCGCUGGGCAGGCAGCGUUGCUCGUGCAGCCCAUCUCGAGCGCCACGCUAUCGCCGCUGGUGGGUGUCGGGGUGGACGGCGUCAGUGUAGAAGGCAGCGGCGGUGCAUCGCCCGUUAUCGCUUCAGCUACGCACAGUCUCUACACCUUCUAUCCGGCCGAAGGCAAUCUGCAGGUGUGGCAGACCGAGUGCGGGGAUCUGACCUACAAAUCGUCAAGGAAUAUGCAUCAAUUACACAAGGCGCCCGUGUGCUGGACGCAGUCCAUACCCAGGCAGGCAAGACGAUACAUUACGCCAGCGGCCGCAGCGACAACAACAACACAGGCCAUAAGCACAAAUUGCGGUUCAACGGGCGGCACAAGUCUGGCGGUUUAUCCCACGGCCACGGCGCAGGUGUACCGCUCCAACAACGGCAUCGAUGUCCUCGACUGCGCCGGCCUGGAGCAUCAUAAUGGAUCAACAGGAACAGCAACUGGAAGCAAUUCCAGUGGCAGCGGCUUCUCGCAGCGACUGCGAGAGUUGGCCGCCUCCGCUGGUUUGUUAUCCCUGAAGCCACGCCAGCCGCUGAAGCCUGUGAUUAAGACACGAGGCUCGCCGGGUCCCGAGUUUCCUAAAAAGGUCACUUUCAGCGCCUUUGCCACGGUGCAGGUGGUGUGACUUUCCAGCACUGGACGUGGCAGUCAUAUUUUGG
Messenger RNA from Drosophila hydei, 1717 nucleotides. RefSeq names its product serum response factor homolog B. The record is from RefSeq and is a predicted model, not a curated record. NCBI's taxonomy places the organism in Eukaryota, Metazoa, Arthropoda, Insecta, Diptera, Drosophilidae. The transcript has 2 exons. Bases 235 to 1683 code for a protein of 482 amino acids.